Penicillium digitatum Pd1 is the source of this 609-nucleotide messenger RNA. The record is from RefSeq and is a predicted model, not a curated record. Lineage: Eukaryota; Fungi; Ascomycota; Eurotiomycetes; Eurotiales; Aspergillaceae.
AUGGAAUCAGCCCCAGACACCGCACCGCCACGGUGGCAGCGAGCCCUGAAACGCAUCGCAAGUCUAAUCCUCCACCAAUGGCUCCUAAUCGGGAUUGGCGUCGUCUGCGCCCUGGCAUACCGUUUCCCGAACGUUGCCAAGCACGGCGGCAUCAUCCGUUCCGAGUACAGCAUCAUGUACGGCGUGAUCGCGAUAAUCUUCCUAAUCUCAGGUCUGAGCAUCCCGCGCCAGAAGCUUAUAUUGCAUGCCCUGAAUUGGCGACUUCACUUGCUCGUGCAGGUGACUUCGUUUCUGUUCAUUCCCGCCGUGGUGCUGGCCAUCGUGCAUAUUAUCCUCGCCGCAGAUACGGAGGAGAAGAUUGAUCGCGCUGUGCUGGCCGGGUAUAUCUUUACUUCUUGCAUUCCGACGACGAUUGCGUCCAAUGUUGUUAUGACGAGGUCUGCGGGUGGAGAUGAUGCGGCUGCUUUAGUGGAGGUUUUGUUGGCGAAUCUUAUCGGGCCGUUUGUUACGGCUGCGUGGACUAUUGCGUUGAUACCGAAGAUGGUGGUGUUCGAUCCCUGGCGGUUUGGGGGUGGGAAUCUGGGGACUGGUGAGGUGGACUUGGCCUGA